AUGGGCAUUGGCCUUAUUAUUUCUUACUUGUACUUUGCCUACGAAAGUCCCAGAGCUCGGGACAGAAACCUGGUGAAUGUUUUCAAGAAGGGAAAAAUCUGUCGGGAGAUCAAUCUACCUCUCUCAAAAAAACUGUUCAAACGCGAGAAACUUGAAAAUGAUCUGAAGAAAACUUUGCAACUCCCUUUACCUUUAAAUAAUUACUUUCUGAUUUUGGGCGAACAUGGAACGGGAAAAACAACCUUGGUUCAAAAUACCAUCUUGAAUCUCCAGGAGCCAAAGGGUGUUGCGUACUUUGAGUGUCCCUUAAAUGUGAAAGAUUUUGCGAAAAAUUUGUCAAAACAUCUUGAUUGUGAAUUAUAUCCAUUUAAGCUUCGAGACGUUAUCGUGCAGUGGAUAACCAGAAAAGUCUUGAUCCUUGAUCAAGUAGACCGCAUUGCCAAAGAUGACCCAAAGUUUCUUGGGAUACUUCAAGAUUUUGCGAAGGACUGCGCGGAUAAAGGCUCCAUUGUCGUUGUAUUUAUUGCGAGUGAAGGCAUUUCUCCGCAAAUUAUGAAAUGUAGUGAUGCUAUG
Dentiscutata erythropus is the source of this 573-nucleotide messenger RNA. Lineage: Eukaryota; Fungi; Glomeromycota; Glomeromycetes; Diversisporales; Gigasporaceae. The record is from the annotation of a GenBank genome assembly.